Drosophila guanche is the source of this 2803-nucleotide messenger RNA. It is a transcript of the gene Pak, whose product is annotated as serine/threonine-protein kinase PAK 1. Gene Ontology annotation, molecular function: protein serine/threonine kinase activity; ATP binding. The transcript is spliced from 8 exons. Gene Ontology annotation, biological process: protein phosphorylation; regulation of axonogenesis; regulation of MAPK cascade. Lineage: Eukaryota; Metazoa; Arthropoda; Insecta; Diptera; Drosophilidae. Bases 475 to 2631 code for a protein of 718 amino acids. Gene Ontology annotation, cellular component: cytoplasm. The record is from RefSeq and is a predicted model, not a curated record.
CGGAAAAGCGCGCGCGUUGUUAACAAUUCGCAACCGUUCCAUUGGGUCUUAUGCACUGAUAUUAGUGGAACAUCAAAUGGUUUUCUUGCUGCUACUUAUGCUGCUCCCGUGUCGGAUAUUACACGACAACCAACGCUAAAGAAAACGGGAAAAACAAUACCCACUGUGUGUGUGUGUGUGUGUGCAGUGAAGUGUUGUUGAGUGCUUAAGGAAAACUUCAAGAAAUCCACGAAAAAAGAAGGCCUGCAGUGCUGGCAGCACAGCAGUGCACCGCAACGAAAGCGACAGAUUGCAGGGUACACUUCGAGCGAAGCGGCAUACAGGGUGUUACCGAAGACUUACCUGCACUGUUUUCGGGCAUCAGAACAGCUGUUCAUAAAGAAGCUGUAGAAGACGACGACGAGUAGGAGGAAGAAGACUCAGCGAAAAGAGAAGGAAGUGAGGAAAGGAAAGGAACCACCACCCACAGAAGGCAUGUCCAGCGAAGAAGAUAAACCACCGGCGCCGCCCGUACGCCUCACCAGCAAUCGCGGUGGCGCUGGCAUUGAGCGAGUACCCCUCAUGGGCGGCGGUGGUGGUGGUGCCGGGGGCUGUGGUGAUGCUCCGCCUGUUGAUAUGCGACCAUUGCCCAAGGAGCCCGACGAUGGCGACCGCAAGAAGAAGACGCUGAAGAACAAGAUCAAAGGCUCGAAACCCUCGCACACAGACUCCAAACCAAACAUUUCGUAUCCGACAAACUUUGAGCAUACGGUGCAUGUGGGUUUCGAUGCCUUAACCGGAGAAUUUACGGGUAUGCCGGAGGCAUGGGCACGUCUGCUGAUGAAUUCGAACAUCAGCAAGCAGGAGCAGAAGAAUAAUCCCCAGGCGGUUCUAGAUGUGCUCAAGUGGUUUGACAACACCACCAAACAGAGGCCAAGUUCCAAAUACAUGACAAAUGCCAUAACGACGCAUUCAGGCUCUUCCCUAAGUCGCGUGAGCAGCAGCAGUCCCAGCAGCACGCCCACGGACUCGGAACUGCAUGGCUCCAACAGUGGCGGCAAUCUGAUUGGCGUGCAGCUGGGCAGCAUGACACUGGGACCCAAUGCCAACAACGUGGCCGUGGCAGGACAAAUGCUGAGCAAUCACUACCAACAGCAGCAGCAGCAUAUUAUCCAACAUCAGCAUCAACAAUUGCACCAGCAUAGCCAGCAUCAGCAACAGCAGCAUCAACAUCAGCAGCAGCAUCACAUUGGCAUCAGUCAAUCGCAUUCUUAUAAUUUUGGCGGCCAUACGGCCUCCUCAUCCACAUCGCAACAUUCAUCUGCCAAUGAGGACGAUAUGCUCGGAUCACCGCAGCAACUGGCGUCACACCAGCCGCCACCUCCUCCGGUGGCAUCGCGACCCGAGCGCACGAAAUCCAUUUACACGCGACCCAUUGAGGAACUGCAGCCAGCGCCCUCGCCCCUCAUAAUGCCAGCAGCCCCGGCCACAACGCCCACAACUCCACUGCAGAACCAUAAGGUGAUGACAGCACCAUCCCCGCUGCAUCACAAUAAUGUGACGACGACGCUGGACAAGAAUAAGAACAAUGCAAACCUGUACAACGAUCCCUCAGUGGCGAUUGGCAACAAUCUGAAUGCAACUGCAGUGGCAGCGGCAGGAGCUCCACCAGCGGCCGCUGGCAAUCAAAUUGCCGUGCCACAGGCAGCAGCGGCAGUCACUCCCAACACGCGGGCGGCCAAUGCCAAAAAGAAGAAGAUGUCCGACGAGGAAAUUCUGGAGAAACUGCGCACCAUCGUCUCGGUUGGAGAUCCCAAUCGCAAGUACACGAAAAUGGAGAAGAUCGGGCAGGGCGCCUCGGGCACUGUGUACACGGCCAUCGAAUCCUCGACGGGCAUGGAGGUGGCCAUCAAACAAAUGAACCUCUCGCAGCAGCCGAAGAAGGAGCUUAUCAUCAAUGAGAUCCUCGUGAUGCGAGAGAACAAGCAUCCGAAUGUGGUGAAUUAUUUGGACAGCUAUUUGGUGUCCGAAGAGCUGUGGGUAGUGAUGGAGUAUCUGCCGGGUGGCUCGCUGACGGAUGUCGUCACUGAGACCUGCAUGGACGAGGGACAGAUUGCGGCCGUCUGUCGGGAGGUGCUGCAGGCACUAGAGUUCCUGCACGCCAAUCAAGUGAUCCAUCGCGACAUAAAAAGUGAUAAUAUAUUGCUUGGCCUGGAUGGUUCGGUCAAGUUGACUGAUUUCGGUUUCUGUGCGCAAAUUUCACCAGAGCAAUCCAAACGCACAACGAUGGUGGGCACGCCAUACUGGAUGGCGCCCGAGGUGGUCACACGAAAGCAGUAUGGUCCCAAGGUUGACUUAUGGUCUUUGGGUAUCAUGGCCAUUGAAAUGGUGGAGGGCGAACCGCCAUAUUUGAAUGAGAAUCCGCUGAAAGCCUUGUACCUCAUUGCCACCAAUGGCAAGCCAGAGAUUAAAGAAAAAGACAAGCUGUCCGAAGCAUUUCAAGAUUUUCUCGAUCAGUGUCUGGAAGUGGAAGUGGAGCGCAGAGCCAGUGCAAUGGAUUUGCUAAAGCAUCCCUUCCUGAAGCUGGCACGUCCAUUGGCCAGUUUAACGCCUUUGAUUAUGGCCGCCAAAGAGGCCACAAAGGGCAACUGAUUGUCAACCAAGAAGAAAAAGCUUAUUUAACCAUUACUAAUGAAUUACUAUUGCAAAAAGCAGCAAGAACUUCUUCAGCAACAGCAAGAACCACAAUAGCAAGCAACAAUAGCAACAAUAAUUACAAAUCGCAAAUGAUUAUGGAUUAUUAAUGAUUAUGAUGGAUUAACGA